AUGACUCUCUUUGCAAACUCGGGCGCUCUCGCUUCCUCUCGGCUGGGCCCGCUCACUGCACACAUUUACACACCAACUCGCGGGAGUUGCCCCAACACUCGUCCUGAAGCUUUUCCUGAGCUCCCCAACACUAAGAAAGGCAAGGUGGUCAAACUCGGGGCGCCGCUGGGCCAGACCAAAUCUUCCCCAUUCGGGAUUGUCCCCUCCCCGGCCUGCGGGCCCCGAGUCUUGGGUAGAGGGAAGAAAGUUACCGCGUUGCCGGCGUCCCGGCUCCUCUCACGGCCCCUGGACUCGCCCUCCGCCGAGGGCCCGGGAGGCUCCGCGGGCGCCCUCCGGAGGCGUCGGGCCCCAAGCGCCGGAGGGGGGCCCCACGCGCGCUGGCCGCCUCCCCCGCGCCCCGGAAGUUUGCGAACUCACUCCGCCACAGCGCCCCGCGGGACGCGCGCCCCAACCCCGCCAGCUCGCGCGCCUAGGUGGCCGGGUGCGGAGGGCCGCGGCGGCGGGGCGGCCCGAGAGCAGAAAUCGCUGUCCAGCCCCAUUGGCGGAACCGCCCGGGCCGCGGGGCUGACUCAACCCGCCCGGCCGCACUCAACGGCGCCUUCCGGCGAAAGGGAGAGGACUCGACUCGAGGGGCGCCCGGGCCCGCGCGGAGGCGGCGGCCUGGCCUCGAUUGGGGAGGGGGUUCUGGCUCCGCGCCGCUCCCCAUGGACGCCCCCGGCCCAGCCCCGAGGCCGCGCCGGUGUAACCCGAUCCCCCUCGGCCGCCCGCCCCCGCCCGGCGCGGCGGCCGCCGCCGGAGCCACAGUAUCUGCAAAUCAGCCCUGGACAGCGCCUCGCUCCGCGUCCUUCCGCGCCCUCCCCCUGCCGCUGCCGCCGCUGCCGCCGCCGCCGCCCGGCCGGCCCUCCCCCACUGCGACUGAGCCCCCAGCCCUCCGCCGCGCUUACCGGCCGUCCUAGGGGAGGAGGGGCCGGCGACCCGGAGUCGCCGCUCCUUCUCCGACUACUUUUCUUUGUUGCUGGAGUUUCGGGGGGAGGGGAGUGGGAGGAUGGAAAAGUUGGGCGCUGGGGACGUCGAGGCCCGCAAGGCCCAAGAGAGGGACUACAGAGAGUGCUCAAGCCGCCGGCUCUCGCCACGCCGUCCCAGGCGCCGCCGCCGCCGCCGCCGCCGGGGUCUGUGGCCCGGGGCCUCGGCGGCGCUUGCUCUUCUGCUGCACCGCGAGCUCGCGGGAGCCGCACAUUCCAGCACAGGAGGCUGCGCCGCGCACCCAGCCCGCGCCGCCGCCGCCGCCGCCCGCGAGACACGCCCCCUCCACCGCCCGCGCGCGCCCGCGGGACACGCCCACCCCGCCGCCCGCGCGCGUGGCCGCCCGGCGCGCCCCGCCCCUUGGCGAAGGGGGUUGCCCUGGGCCGUGGCUGGGCUGUGGGCGCGCCUAGGGGGAGCCGCACCUAA
Molecule: messenger RNA, 1449 nt
Organism: Prionailurus viverrinus (fishing cat)
Lineage: Eukaryota; Metazoa; Chordata; Mammalia; Carnivora; Felidae
Product: basic proline-rich protein-like
Exons: 3
Coding region: 1-1449 (482 amino acids)
Source: RefSeq, a predicted model, not a curated record